AUGCCCGAAGGUCGCCAGUCCCCUCCCCCCGAAGUCCAGUCCGGCAAGCAGCAGCAGGCUCCCCCCGGCUCAGGCCAGGGCACCGACAACGCUCAGGGCAAGGACCAGACCAACAAGGACCAGCUCGAGCACCUCUCGUCGAACCCCAAGGGGGCCAUGGAGGAUGCUCUGAAGGACAAGACCAAGUAG
Emericellopsis atlantica is the source of this 189-nucleotide messenger RNA. RefSeq lists its product as uncharacterized. Lineage: Eukaryota; Fungi; Ascomycota; Sordariomycetes; Hypocreales; Bionectriaceae. The record is from RefSeq and is a predicted model, not a curated record. The transcript is spliced from 2 exons. Bases 1 to 189 code for a protein of 62 amino acids.